AUGCGGUUCUUCUGUCUACCAGGAGGCCUUUGCAAUGCCAAAACAUUGGAAGUACAACUAGGUAAGCUUAGGCUGAACCUCCUCGAAUUCUUUGAGACUGUGUCACUGAUCGCGAGUGUUCUAGAGCCAAUUUUAUCAGAGCUCAACAAGGACGAACAUAAAACCAGCUUCGUGUACACGCAGGGUCAAAAUCCUGUCACGGUGCCACCCGAAUUUGAAGGGUUCUUUGGUCCACCUCCCAAUUUCACAUUCAUUGACGGUGACCCCAAAGUUGCUUCCUAUCCAAUUCGCACACUUGGCCGAGAAGGAAGCCCCGAAGAUGCCAUAAGGAAGUUUUAUGAUGCUGCCGGCCUAUGGAAGUACAGGAAUCCAAGCUCUGUGCUGGAUCCUCUACUUGACUAUAUUGAUCAGGAUCCCGAUAUUGAAGGAAUUAUUGGAUUCUCAGAAGGAGCCGGCAUUGCGGCCUCCCUCAUUGUAGAGGAGACAAAGCGACAGAAAGCAACUGGAAGGAUUCCACGACUCAAAUGCGCCGUUUUCAUGUCAGGAAUGCCUCCCAUGGAUUCAACCAGUGGCCGAUAUCUCCUGCAGGAUCAAGAUGGCGAGUUGAUUUCCAUCCCAACCUUCCAUAUCAUGGGAUCCCAGGAUGCUAUGAUCAGCGGCGUCAUGGCGCUAUACAAUGUCUGUGAUCCAGACACGGCAGACUUGUUUGAUCAUGGCGGCGGUCACAUUAUCCCUCGCGACGCGCAAACUGUGACGGAGAUUUCAAAGAUAAUCCGUACUAUGGUGGCGAAUUUGUGA
Molecule: messenger RNA, 798 nt
Organism: Penicillium subrubescens
Lineage: Eukaryota; Fungi; Ascomycota; Eurotiomycetes; Eurotiales; Aspergillaceae
Exons: 2
Coding region: 1-798 (265 amino acids)
Cellular component (GO): nucleus; cytoplasm
Source: RefSeq, a predicted model, not a curated record